AUGCAAACCUUUGCUCAAAAGUUUACAUAUGACGUAGCUUUGUGGAUAUUUAACUUGAUGCUGGAUAUCUUCUUUCGAGAAGUACGACCUAGAGGAGCGCAUAAAAUACCCAAAGAAGGCCCUGUUAUAUUCGUUGUAGCUCCACAUGCAAAUCAAUUUGUAGAUCCCAUUGUGUUGAUGCGAGAAUGCGGUAGGAGAGUCUCAUUUCUGAUAGCAGAGAAAUCGAUGCACCAGAAAGGCAUUGGAUUCUUUGCUCGCAUGAUCAGUGCCAUUCCAGUGAUUCGUCCUCAGGAUCUAGCAAAGCCUGGCCAGGGCCGCAUCCAACUCUUGAACCGUAAAACAGAUCCUCUUCGUAUCAUUGGUAUCGACACUCAGUUUACAGCCCAAUUAAAGCCACGCGAUUCCAUUGUGCUUCCCAAGGGGUGCGGUGUAUCCGAAGUAGAUCAAGUCAUCUCGGAUACCGAAAUCAUCAUCAAGAAGGAGUUCAAGGAGCUGAGGGCCAUGGAGAUACUGACACAGAGCGACGGCACUGCGUAUAAAUGCAUGCCCCAUGUCGAGCAGGAUUCAGUCUACAAGUGCGUUCAUGAUGAAUUGAAUAAUGGAAGAUGCAUCACUAUCUUUCCCGAAGGUGGUAGUCAUGACAGAGCAGAGAUGUUGCCGUUGAAAGCUGGUGUUACAUUGAUGGCGUUGGGCGCAAUGGCAAAAUACGAAGGAUUGGAUGUCAAGAUUGUUCCUUGCGGGCUCAACUACUUUCAUGCACACCGCUUCCGAUCUCGUGCAGUCAUUGAAUUUGGUAAUCCCAUCACUGUAUCAGCUGAACUCGUUCAAAAGUUCAAAUCAGGAGGAACCGCAAAGAGAGAAGCCUGUUCUACGCUUUUGGAUAGCAUCUAUAAUGCAUUGAAAACUGUGACAAUCAAUGCUGGAAGUUAUGAAACACUAAUGUUGAUUCAAGCAGCAAGACGUCUCUACAAGCCUGCACACAAGAAAUUGCACCUAUCUCAGGUGGUGGACCUGAACAGACGGUUUUUGAUUGGAUACAACAUUUUCAGGGACGAUCCCAAAGUGAUGGAAUUGCAACAAAGAGUCAUGGCAUACAAUCAAUUACUGAAAUAUCACGGCAUCAAGGAUCACCAGGUGUCCAAAACCAGCAAUGAAAACAACGGACGGUUAUUGUGGCUUUUGAUCAAGCGUAUAUUCAUCUUGACCAUUUUGGGUUUGUGGGCAUUUCCAGGUGGCAUUUUGAAUCUCCCCGUGGUGAUUGUCGCUAAAGUUAUCAGUCAAAAGAAGGCACAAGCUGCUUUGAAAAGCUCAACCGUUAAAAUUGCUGGUCGAGAUGUGUUGGCGACAUGGAAAUUACUGGUUGGAUUGGUAUUGUUGCCAACAUUAUAUGCGUUUUACAGCUUGAUCAUGUUCAUUGUUGUAUUACAAACAAAUCUCGAUACUAAAUGGAAGCUCAUUUUACCCUUGGCGACAUGGAGUCUAUUGCCAUUUGUGUCUUAUGCUAGUUUGAGAUUCGGUGAAAUCGGCCACGAUAUCUUCAAGUCCAUUCAACCUACUGUCAUGGCAUUACUGGAUCCAAAAGGAGCCGAAACUCUUCGCCAAAACAGAGAGAAAUUGUCGAGUAAUAUCACUGAACUCAUCAACGAGUAUGGACCCAAGGUGUUCCCUGACUUUGAUGCCAAUUACAUUUCAAGAACAACGGUGCCAUCAACAUUUAGCCCUGUUCCCAGUCGCACAACAAGCAUCAGUAGCAUGUCCUGGACAUCGGCACCUAGUAAAUUACCCAAGAUUGCUAGUGGAUUCUUCCAACAAGCAACUCGUAUGAACUGGCUGGACGAUAAGAACAUUUUCAAUUGGGGCAGAGCCGAAGAUUCGGACAUGGCGGAUGAUGUGUUCUUCUUUUUCGAUCGGUUCUAUGGCAACAUCAGUGGUCGCAGUAGAAGUGGCUCUGUUAGUGAGUCGGAUUCACGAUCUGCCAGUCGAAAUCGCAGUCGAGCCAACAGUAUCAGCAAUGAAGGAUUCAUCAAAGUGGAAGGCAUGACAAGUUUAUCCAACACCAAUAAUAAUAUACCAGACGAUCAUGUAGCUGCUGCUGUUGUUCCUGUCAUUAAUAUAUCUGAUCAUCAAAAGCCUCCAAGCACGAAGCCCUUGACUUCAAGACGUAUAUUCAGGAUUGAUGAUGUGGAAGAGGAUGAGGAAGAGGAGGAAGAGGAGGAGGAUCGUUCAGUACAAAAGUUAUCCAUAGGCGACAGCAAAAAAGAUAUAUAA
Mucor velutinosus is the source of this 2268-nucleotide messenger RNA. RefSeq lists its product as uncharacterized. The record is from RefSeq and is a predicted model, not a curated record. The transcript has 9 exons. Gene Ontology annotation, biological process: phospholipid biosynthetic process. Gene Ontology annotation, molecular function: glycerol-3-phosphate O-acyltransferase activity; glycerone-phosphate O-acyltransferase activity. Lineage: Eukaryota; Fungi; Mucoromycota; Mucoromycetes; Mucorales; Mucoraceae. Bases 1 to 2268 code for a protein of 755 amino acids.